AUGAGGAACGCCCUUCCUGUACGUGAAAAUCUUCGCAGAAAGCAUGUUUUUGCUGGAGGUGGAUGUUUGUUUUGUGCUUCAGAUGUGGAAUCGGCUGUUCAUCUUUUCUGUGAGUGUCCACUUGCGAUCCAGGUUUGGGGGCAUGCAAUCACCUCAAAUGGUCGUUCUUUGUCUGCUUUUGUAGAAGAGGUUUUUGAUCUGCAUGAUUUGUCUAAGGAGUGGCAUAUGUUGGCACGGUUCUGGACCCUUUGGAAGGUGCGCAAUAGGGGUGUAAACGAGUCGAGCCGAGCUCGAGCUUUGGUUGAUGAAAAUUUGGUGGCAUUAUGGAGUGAGACGUAUAGCACAACUGCUCAUGUUGACCAACUGGCUGCAUCUUCUACGAGCACAUGGCUUCCUCCACCAUUUGGGCGCUUCAAGUGUAAUGUGGAUGCUUCGCUUCUAGGUGACAGGUUGGGAUUUGGUGCUAUUAUUCGUGAUCAUUCUGGAGACUUUAUAGCGGCUUAUGGAGGGUUAUUACAUUGUGCUCGGGAUCCGUAUGUUGCUGAGUCUAUGGCCGUAAAGGAGGCACUGGCAUGGUUGAAGGAACGAAAUGUGUCUCACAUAACUAUUGAGUCAGACUGCUUGAACUUUUGCAAGAACUAUAAUUCUGUCUCUUUAGAUUUAUCAUAUGUUGGUCUAGCUAGUUUUAGAGCAAUGUCGUGA
Messenger RNA from Ipomoea nil (Japanese morning glory), 702 nucleotides. RefSeq lists its product as uncharacterized. The transcript is spliced from 2 exons. Gene Ontology annotation, molecular function: nucleic acid binding; RNA-DNA hybrid ribonuclease activity. Bases 1 to 702 code for a protein of 233 amino acids. The record is from RefSeq and is a predicted model, not a curated record. Lineage: Eukaryota; Viridiplantae; Streptophyta; Magnoliopsida; Solanales; Convolvulaceae.